Messenger RNA from Cynara cardunculus var. scolymus (artichoke), 2142 nucleotides. RefSeq names its product subtilisin-like protease SBT3.18. The transcript is spliced from 9 exons. Gene Ontology annotation, biological process: proteolysis. Gene Ontology annotation, molecular function: serine-type endopeptidase activity. Lineage: Eukaryota; Viridiplantae; Streptophyta; Magnoliopsida; Asterales; Asteraceae. The record is from RefSeq and is a predicted model, not a curated record. The coding region runs from base 1 to 2142 and encodes 713 amino acids.
AUGCUAUAUAGCUACAAACAUAGUUUCUCGGGAUUUUCUGCAAAAAUUAAUUCAUCACAAGCAGCUAACUUAGCCAGCAUGGAACGAGUGAUAUCAGUGUUCAAGAGCCAGAUACUGCUGUUGCACACAACUAGAAGUUGGGAUUUCAUGGGUCUCAACUUAGAACCCAUUGCUGAUCAAGCAACUCCACUGCAACUAACUCAUGGAGAUGGCACAAUUGUUGGCUUAUUUGAUUCCGUUGGAUAUAUUUCAUGUAAAUUAUAUAAUUAUUAUUCUAAUGAAUCAGGCAUCUGGCCAGAAUCUAAGAGUUUCCAUGAAGAGCCUAGAAUGCAUCCAAUUCCAAGAACUUGGAGAGGAGAAUGUGUUCAUGGCGAAAAUUUCAAUCCUAAAAAAGCUUGUAACUUGAAGCUUAUAGGGGCCCGUUAUUACCUCAAGGGAUACGAGCAAGAACAUGGCCCACUGAAUACAAGUGAAACAUUAGAAUACCGGUCACCACGGGAUGCUAAUGGCCAUGGGACCCACACAGCUUCAACAGCAGUGGGGUCUACAGUUAAAAUGGCGAGCUUUUCUGGGUUUGGACAGGGCACUGCUAGAGGAGGAGCACCUAGAGCAAGAUUAGCAGUGUAUAAAGUGUGUUGGGAGGUUGGGAAGUGUAGUGAAGCUGAUAUUUUAGCAGCCUUUGAUGAAGCAAUUCAUGAUGGAGUUAAUGUGAUAUCCGCCUCUUUUGGUUCACCGCUACCACUGCUUCCCCUCUACAAAUGGAGUUCUGAUAUAGGGUCUUUCCAUGCUAUGCAAAAAGGCAUUAGUGUUAUUUUCUCGGCAGGUAACAAUGGACCAGAUCCAUCUUUAGUCAAAAACGUUGCACCUUGGAGUACAUGCGUUGGUGCUUCAUCUAUUGAUCGAAAUUUUCCAACACGGGUAUUAUUGGAUAAUUGUCUCUCUUUCAAGGGAGAAAGCUUUAAUACUAAACAUAUAGAAGCAAAUCUGGUUGGAUCUGACAGUUAUUUCUUUGGAGGGAUAUGCAGAAUGGAUAUGUGGAGAAAUAACAGUGCUGUAGGGACAGUGAUUCUGUGCUUCUCAACCCAAGGACAAGUGCAGAUUGAAGAGGCAGAAUUUGCAGCUUGGAUAGCAAAUGCCACAGGCUUGAUCUUUGUAGACUCACCUACUCGUCAAUAUGUGGAUGUGGAUAUAAUUCCCACCAUUCGUAUGGACAUGAUUCAAGGCACUAAAAUGAACCAUUAUCUAUCUCAAAGCAUGAUGACGCCCCCUAAGGUGCACAUAUUUCCAAGUAAGACAGUUAUCAAAGUAUCACCAGCACCUGUUGUUGCAGAUUUUUCAUCUAGAGGCCCAAGUUCGAUUUCACCUGAUAUUCUCAAGCCAGAUAUAAGUGCUCCAGGAAUCAGCAUAUUAGCAGCAUGGCCUCCCGGAAUAUCUCCUACUUCGACAGAGAAUGAUCAAAGAUCUGUAGAAUGGAAUUUCCAGUCAGGAACAUCAAUGGCAUGCCCUCAUGUAUCUGGCGUGGUUGCUCUCCUCAAAUCAGUACAUCCUAACUGGUCUCCAGCAGCCAUUAGAUCUGCUCUAAUGACAACAGCCUACAACAGGGACACGAAUCAUGACACCAUAUUAGCUGGGGGAUCAAAUGAAGAAUCUAGUCCAUUUGACAUAGGAGCUGGCCACCUUAACCCCAUGAAAGCAAUGGACCCAGGCCUGGUUUACGACAUGAAGGCUGAUGAUUACAUUCUCUUCCUUUGCAACAAUGGAUACACCAAAGAUCAAAUCAAAAGAAUCAUCGGUCUCCCACCUGGAACUCCUGUAAUCUGCCCAAAAGAAUUCAAGACCAACACAAAUCUGAAUUAUCCAUCCAUCACCGUUUCUAGUCUUGAGUCCACUAUCACUAUCAAAAGGACAGUUCGAAACGUGGGUGCCAAGAAAACGACCAUAUACUUUGCCAGAAUUCUUAGUCCUCAUGGAGUAGAGAUUACAGUUUGGCCAAGAAUCUUGUUUUUCUCAUAUUUCACAUGUGAACUCUCGUACUACGUGACUCUGAAACCACAAAAGGUGUCACAAGGGAGAUACGAUUAUGGUGAGAUUGUUUGGUCUGAUGGGUUCUAUACCGUUAGGAGUCCAUUGGUUAUUUUUUAA